AUGUCAAUAAUUACUCAAGACACUCAAACAGGCAUACCCUCCGGAUUACCAGAGGGUGCAAUUUGCGUUCAAAGAUUCGAUGAUUCACAGGUUGCAAUUCACAUUACUUUUCGCAUUUCGCUGCGUUUGAAUCAUGCAAAUCCACCUCAAAAUUAUGCUGCUGCCUUCCUUGGACGUGGUAGCCGUUUCUCAAGCUCCCUCUCCGGUGUCAUGCCCAAACACCUGUUACCCGUUACCACCAUGGUAGGCCUUUAUCCUACCAUCAAAAGUUUGAUAGGGCAGAAAUUUAAAUGA
Funneliformis mosseae is the source of this 294-nucleotide messenger RNA. Lineage: Eukaryota; Fungi; Glomeromycota; Glomeromycetes; Glomerales; Glomeraceae. The record is from the annotation of a GenBank genome assembly.